GUUGAGGCGGACGCUCGCACGAGUUCGCGGAGAGUCCAAUGGGUUUGACGAAGCAGAGAAAGAAGACCUCCAUGCCUCCUUCCUCCGGUUCAAGGUGCCUGCAUCCGCAGACAUCCACAAGGAUGAUCUGGACGCGCUGCUGAACUUCAUUGGCCGCUGGGUCCCCCCGGAGGAAGCGAUCACCGAGAUGGCAAGGAAG
Symbiodinium sp. CCMP2456 is the source of this 199-nucleotide messenger RNA. The record is from the annotation of a GenBank genome assembly. Lineage: Eukaryota; Dinophyceae; Suessiales; Symbiodiniaceae.